Penicillium mononematosum is the source of this 1185-nucleotide messenger RNA. RefSeq lists its product as uncharacterized. The record is from RefSeq and is a predicted model, not a curated record. The coding region runs from base 1 to 1185 and encodes 394 amino acids. NCBI's taxonomy places the organism in Eukaryota, Fungi, Ascomycota, Eurotiomycetes, Eurotiales, Aspergillaceae. The transcript is spliced from 3 exons.
AUGUCCGGAUCAAAUCCUUUUCGCCCUAGAAAUCCGGGCAAUCCCGCAGAUCCAUUGUCUACCAACUCGGGCACUUUUGCUCCUGCUUUGCCCUCCAAGCCUCUACCUACGCCACCCAUACCCCCGAAUGAUUACCCUAGGAAGUCAUCCAUAUCGCUCGAACGCGAGGUAGAUGACUCGAGCUCCUCGGACGAAGAGACAAACCCAUUCAAUCCGGAUGUGUCUGGGAGCGAUAGUGAGGACGAAAGCAAUGGGUACAAGAGCCCAGCGCCCCGUGAGGAUGAUCGACUACGAGAAUCUCUUGGGUCAGCUCCACACCCAGCUCCAUCAACAGAUGGAUCCCCCAUAUCCCCCGACCACAACAGGCGGUCUGCAACAGGUGCAGACAGUUUUCCUGCAGCACGUCCUGCAGCACGGUUAUCUGUAGAGCUUGAUGCAAACAGCUCUUUCGGCCGAGCCAAAGACAAGAAGCCGCCGCCUCCGCCUAGAAGUCAUCACGGCCGCAGGAUCGGCUCUACAGCUACCGCAGAAUCAUCCCAGACCGCCCGGUCCCGGUCUACUAACCGCCUGUCAAUUCAUGGCUCUGGGAACGUGACGCCCGGGGCCUCGCAUCCCAGCUCUGUGUCUCUAUCAUCGACCACGGACUAUUUCUCGGGCCCUGGGGCGACAGGGUCGACGGACUCGCUCCAGCGCAGUCAAUCUCAUAAGCGUCCUCCGACGCCACCUCUCAGUCGACGGCACAGCCAGAUGAGGAGAUCCAAAUCUACACAGUCCAAAACUAGCAGCAGAUUAAACAUGUCUUACGAUUCGGAGAGCAAUGAUGGCUCUCUGCCUCCCAGCCCGGGGCCUUCUAGUCGGGCGCUGCAAAACAAGAGAAUCAGCAUGCCCCCGCCAUCAUCGGGAGACUUCCAAGCGACUGCCCCUCCAUCAUCACUGAAGGCUGGGCGGCGGGUAUCAUCCUAUGGGAGUGUACCGUCUGGCUCUACUGGACCCCCGCCGCCCCCUCCGCCUCGGCGCACUCGAGAUUCCAUUGCCCGUAGUAAUGAUGUGAUGGGGUUGAAGGAGAACCAGACGCCAGCCCCACAACCAUCCAAUGCCCUUGACAUCCUGGCUGAUCUCAGCAAGCUUCAGAAAGAGGUGGAUGAUCUUCGGGGGCAUUAUGAAAAUCGGAAAGUUAGGGAUUGA